UGCUCCUACGAAUAUCCUUGAUGAAUUGAAGAGGCAUCAAACUGUUUAUUCAUUACAUGACGUUGCGUAACAACGACGGGCAGUUAAUAUCGAUAUGUAUAGCAAACAUUGCGGAAUUAUUCACAGAACUACAAUUAUUUAUAAAUAUGAAUGUGUUGACGGUUUCGCGUAUUGAACGUUUGGUGGUGAACGAUCGAAGUGCUUUCAUCAACCGCGGUCGCGGAUUUUUAACAGUUAAAGACGACAACGAAAGCUACCAGCCGAAAAUGGGCCUGAUAAUGAGCUUAUUGGGAUAUAGAAACACUGGAAGAACUGACGAUCCAGACCCGCAGCUAGGACUCACCUCUAGGGACAAAUAUCUUCUGAAAAAUUCAUGGGAAACGGUAAUGAAAGACUCGACUGGAAAUGGGGUUAAAUUUUUCAUGAGGUUAUUCGAAAUCCAACCGAAGUAUCACCAAGCCUUUCCCUUCAGGAACAUUUCCAGGAACGACUUACCAAGUAACAAGAAAUUUCAGGCGCACUGUAAUUCUGUCAUGUACAGCAUUGGUUCACUGAUAGGUGUAAUGGAAGAUUCUGCAGUAUUCUCAAGUUUAGCUGAGAGAAUAGGAAUUGCGCAUGCUUCGAGAGGUGUAGAUAUCGAUGCUCUGAAGGACGUCAAAACGGCCCUAGUUGACACCUUAUCUUUCAUGCAACAGGAAGAAUUGGAGGCCUGGAACAAAUUCCUAGAUGUGAUGAUAAGAGAACUUUACAAACCUAUUAAAGAAUGCGGAGAAGAGAAACAGAUAUAAUAUUGUGGAUUUAACGCCUGCUUGUUCACAAUUUUGAAACGAGGGUGAUUCAGCUGUAUAUCCUGGAGCUGGGACUAUCUUUUUGUUAAUUAGUUAUAAUGGCAAUAAGUGUUGAAAGACGAAAGAAAUGACUACAUUUUCCAAUUAAUUUACUUCCCGAAAUAUUCUGUAUCAACUCUGACAUGAUAACUACAAUUUUAAUGUUUUCUUUGACUAUGUUUCGUAAAACAUAAGGAGAAAUAUUAUACUCACUUUUUGAGUCUGAAAUCAAUGUUCGUCAUAUGUUUUCAAAAUAUACUAUUUUUCAUCUA
Molecule: messenger RNA, 1099 nt
Organism: Leptinotarsa decemlineata (Colorado potato beetle)
Lineage: Eukaryota; Metazoa; Arthropoda; Insecta; Coleoptera; Chrysomelidae
Molecular function (GO): oxygen binding; heme binding
Source: RefSeq, a predicted model, not a curated record